AUGCUCGUACUCCCAAUCCUUGCUCAUGGAUCGAACAUUAUCAUGUCCAAUGAUGACGGAUGGGCGGAAAUCAAUCUUCGAACUUUUUAUGAUACUUUGAGUAGCGCAGGAGAGUCACCCGUCGUGUCGGCUCCGGCAGAGAAUAAGUCAGGAACAGGAUCUCUUGAUGGGGAGGCAGAUGAAGUCAAGGACGGAUGCGAAUUUGAGAGUUGCCCCCCUGGAAGCCCCGCGGUUGGACUCAAUAGCUCCGAUCCACGCCUGAAUUACGUGAACUCGUUUCCGGUGACCUCGAUGGCAUAUGGAAUUUCUACAUUGUCUCCCAAAUUCUUCCAAGGACCACCAGACUUUGCAGUUACAGGACCUAAUGUUGGCUCAAAUCUCGACGUUCAAGUUCCUUUCUCUGGCACAGUUGGUGCAGCGAUUGAAGCAAUCAAGACCGGCAUUCCAGCCAUUGCCUUCAGUGGACGCAGCGGCUCUCAAACAGCAUGGACGGCACCCACUCCAGGCUACUCUAUUGUGUACGCUCAGCUUGCAACAAAUUUGACAGCAACAAUCCUCAAUUCUGGAAAGCCAUAUCUUCCUGAAGGUACUUGGCUCAAUGUCAACUUCCCAGCCUCAUCAGCGACAUCCUGCUCGAGUGUCGGUGAUUUUAAGUUCGUUUUGAGUAGAAUAUUUCCCGCAAUUCCGUUUUUCGAGCCUGAUGACGUCGAGACUUGCGGCGAUGAUCGUUUAUCUUUGGAGAGGAAGGUUGUGGGAACAGAAGGAUGUUUUGUAAGCAUCAGUGUUGGGGACUCGAAUAAACUGGAUGCGGACGCAAUGACUCAAGAGAUAGUACUGAAGAAACUAGGCGGGCUUUUGACUUGUCUCCCUUGA
This is a messenger RNA of Cadophora gregata, 873 nucleotides long. RefSeq lists its product as uncharacterized. Lineage: Eukaryota; Fungi; Ascomycota; Leotiomycetes; Helotiales; Ploettnerulaceae. The record is from RefSeq and is a predicted model, not a curated record. Bases 1 to 873 code for a protein of 290 amino acids. The transcript has 4 exons. Gene Ontology annotation, molecular function: nucleotidase activity.